Molecule: messenger RNA, 1728 nt
Organism: Colletotrichum orchidophilum
Lineage: Eukaryota; Fungi; Ascomycota; Sordariomycetes; Glomerellales; Glomerellaceae
Exons: 3
Coding region: 1-1728 (575 amino acids)
Source: RefSeq, a predicted model, not a curated record
AUGGCGUCCCAUGGGCUAGACGAUGAUGCCCCCACACCAGCAGCAUCUGGGGGAGGAGGAGGAGGAGGUCCAUCAGCCAAGGUCCCCUCCGAGAAGGAGCUCGCCCGCAAAAUCCGGAAGCGCGAGCUCGACCGACGAGCCCAGAGGCAGGCUCGCGAGCGCACCCGCAACCGCAUCGCCGAGCUCGAGGCCCAAGUCAAGGAGCUCCGAAAGGAUGACUCGACGAGGCUGUCGGCCGCCAUGGAGCAGCUAGCCGCCGUCACCCGCGAGCGGGACGGCCUGUUCGAUACCUUCAAGUCCAUCGAGCAGACGAUGCGUGACCGUGUGCUGCCAAGCCGCCCGGCCCCGGCAGCGACGCGGCAACGCUCUCCUACUCCUCCUACCCUCUUGACAACAUCAACAUCCCUGCCGCCAGCAGCAGCAGCAGCAGCUUCUCGGAAUGUGACGAUGCUGACGGAGCUCUCGGCGCCAUCGUACACAGCACCCAUGGGCCUGUUGUCCGACACCCCGGCCGCCCUGGAGGUCCACGGUUUCCACGGUAGAGUCGAUGGUGCCGCUGGGGGUGUCGUCGUCGGCAGGGUGCCGAGCGGGUUUCCGGCGUCGAGCGUACACGCGCCCAGCAUCCACGCAUCCAGCUCCACGUCGGACAGCCAGGACUUUAUCGAAGACGAGGUCAACGACGGGGACGAUGUACCAGACGAUCCCAAUCUCAUCGUGCCGCCGCCCGAAGCGCCCUGCGACUGCGUCACCGCCAGGACGCCGGCGGGACCAGCGCCUCCGAGGGUGAAUGUGUGGCGGGCUGUCAACCAGAUCUUGGCGAAGCGGUGUCACAUAUCAAAGGAAGCUCACAUAGCCGAGGACGCCAACGACGAGGACAUACCCGUGCGGGUAUUGCUGGAGGGGUGGGACGCCGUCGCGACGUCGCGACCGCUGUCCAAGUUGUGGAGGAAGCUCCGGAGGGUCGACGAGUUGUGCUUUCAGACCUGUCCUCCGACUGAACGACUGGCGAUCCUCCGGACGAUGCACCUGCUGCUGCAGUAUCACUCCGAUCCCACUCCAGAACGCUACGUCAAGCUGCCCACUUGGUACCUCAAGAGACCCUCGCAGGCGAUGCCUCACUCUUAUGCCAUUGACUUCUUUGUCUGGCCCGGCGUUCGAGAACGUUUUGUGUUUGGACAACAUCACUACUGCAACAACCAGUUCUGGGAGCUCUUCAGCACCAACUUUCACCUCCUCUGGCCCUUUGAGUUCCGCGACGCGUACAAGAAGAGCGUGAUCACGGGCCAGUACCAAAUGUCGCCCAUGUUUGAGCAGAGGAUAUCGGACAUCAACGCCUGGACCAUGGGCAUGGACUUCUUCAACCAAUUUCCUGAGCUCAUCGCCGACAUGCCGGCCUUCAACUCCGUCGCCCAGACCCUCACGCCGGCCGUCACGUCCCCUCCCCCGACCCACCACCAAGCGCUGCCUCGGCAGGCUUCCCUGUCCCAGCUGAAGGAACGCGACGAGCGUCUGCUGCUCGAGCACCAGGCUUCGGCGGCGGCGGAGGGGCACCAGCCACACCAGCAGCAGGCCAACCAGGACGGCAUGGAUUGUUCGCAGGCUAUGCAGGUCUACCAGCCGAGCAUCUACAGCAUGGCGCCUCCGGGGUUCAUGGACGAGUUCAUCCCGCAAGGCUACGAUGCGCACGGCCCUGCCGGAACGUACGGCUCGAUGCCUGGCUACUUUUGA